AUGUUGCAGGAUUGCUCAAUGAACUAUGUGUGGCUGCGACCUCUGGUUGAACAGUUUCCCAAGUGUGCGCCAAGCCAAUUCUUCAUUGUGGAUUGCCUCCUCGUGGUGGAUGAAUUGCUCAAUGACAACCUCUUGAUGCGCGCUCCUGAGAACGGGCGCAUUGUGCCUACUAGUCGGGCAGAGAAGGUUGAUUUGGCAACUGCUGAAGCUGUCCGCAUCCGGAAGUGCUACAGCACCUUGCGAUACCUCUACCGCAAUGGCGCCACGGCUGGUGAGUCACGAGUGGCUCGCAAGCAGCGGCGGCAAGAACGAGAACGAGAGCAAGAAUCCCAAGUGGAAGAGGAUCAAGCUGGGGCAAACUCGCCUACUUCUUCUGGCGCAGACCAUGACCUUGCUGCUCCUGAUGAGUUUGAGCGCCCAGCCUCACCUGCUCGCGAUGAGUGUGGUGGCGAUGAUGAGGCAGCGUCCGACCCUUCCAGCUCGGAUUGUGAACCUUGCGAGAAGCCCUGCAAGAAUCAGAAAGGGCCAGUUGGCAGUGAUGCUGCAGGCGAUUCUGAUUCUGAUGAUGUCAGUUCAGAAGCUACUUUGGGCUUGGAUCUACGACCGCUGCGGAGCGCCCUAACUCGCAAGCGCAGCUGUGAGGAUGUUGUGGCCGAGUCGCAAAUGUCAGACUCUGACUCUGAGAAGGCCAAGGCCUCUGCUUCCAAGAAGAAAGCGAAGGAGGCGAACAAGUCGAAGAAGGCUUCCUUCAAGCGCGGUGUCAAGAAGACGGUUGCAAAGCAACGCGAAGGUUCGAGCUUGCGCGUGGAGAAGGUGCCAAAAGUCAUGCGUGUUGACUCCUACGGGGCUUACAGCCUUGCCGAAAUCCCAGCAGAGGCAAGGCCAGAUCUGACCAAGAAGAACCGGGGUGAACAUAGCUACACGGUCACUACAAGUGUGACCACUCCUGCCGGAGAGGAGGAGGAAGUGGUAGUGGAUGCGUUGCUCCGCAACCGCGCGUACUACAUCAAGUGCCGUGGCUGUGAAGGGGCGAUUGGACCGCUGAGCGCGCGCAUGCCUAGGUCUUGGCUCAACCAUCAUAGCUGGCUGGCUCCCGUUUGCGAGGAUAUCAUGGGGAAGGGCAAUGCGCUCAUUCGUGCCCGGAAAGGUAUUGCGCAACUCCCGGAUAUGGAGAAACACUUAAAUGCGGGCAAUACGUUUCGAGAUAAGCAGAAGCGGAGCAUACUUGCCGGACUGCGGGUUCUCAAGGUGAUUGGGGUGUUGGUUUCGCUACUGUUUGCGCAGAAGAAUUUGCCCUUCACCCCGCUGGACCAUUUCGAGGCAUUUGCAGGGACCCGAAGCGAGGCCCGACAUGCGGUGGCCCUUGAUAUCAAGUACGAUUCGGAGGGCAUGAACAUCCUGACCACCGAGGGCUUCAUCCAGCAUCUGUAG
Durusdinium trenchii is the source of this 1431-nucleotide messenger RNA. Lineage: Eukaryota; Dinophyceae; Suessiales; Symbiodiniaceae. The record is from the annotation of a GenBank genome assembly.